Zingiber officinale is the source of this 1345-nucleotide messenger RNA. Its product is annotated as protein PTST, chloroplastic-like. The transcript is spliced from 9 exons. The record is from RefSeq and is a predicted model, not a curated record. Lineage: Eukaryota; Viridiplantae; Streptophyta; Magnoliopsida; Zingiberales; Zingiberaceae. The coding region runs from base 283 to 1110 and encodes 275 amino acids.
AACUUAGGAGCACACCUCCUUUCGCUUUUCGCCCAGAUCGGUCGGGAAACGCUCCUCCGGCGAUCGCCCGACGCCGUCCGUUUCAUUUCCACCUUGUUCAUUCGAUUGCAGGUUCUUGGCCAUGGAAUGCUUAAAGACGAACUUAAUGAGACUACCCAGGAGCACCAGGGCACUAAUCUUGAAACAUGAUUUUGGCUGGCAUGUAUUUUUUUGCACUAAAGGAAGUUGGACCUGGCACAAGAUUACACAUACCCUUGUAUUGAGCCAUCAGGUAGAUUAUGGAUGAGGCGCAGGAGGCUGACAUAUUCACACAGUUCUUAUACAAGUUCGCAAGAUUUCCCUAGAUAUUUUAGCAUGAUAUACCCAUCUCAGUCAUUCCUCUAUGGACACAAAUCUUCAAGAACCUUUGCUAUACCCAUAAAUGUGGGUGUUGAACCAUCCUCAUUAUCAGAAGAAAAAAACACAAAUGGUGCUAAUGAGAUCAUGCUGGAGGAUACAUCAGAAGUGGGCUCACCCAGAAAGUUGACAUCUGAUGAGUUGAAAGCACUACUACUUGACUCUGAAAGAAAAAAACUUAUGCAGAAACUCAGCGAAGCUAAUCAGAAUAACAGAUUCUUCAAAAGACAGUUGCUUGUAGAAGAGGAUGCAUUAACCAAGUACAAAAAUGAACUUGCUGUCUUGGAACUUGAGCUUCAGGCUUUGGUUGGCCUAGCAGAAGAGGUAGCUAACAGUGGAAUCCCACUUGACUCGAGGAAGAUCAAUGGAAAAUAUAUCCAAUCCCACCUCCUUGCCAGAUUAGAAGUGGUGCAUGAAAAAGUUAAGGAGCAGAUAAAGGAUGUUGACUUACUGAGAUUUGAGGAGGUUGAAUUAUUCUGGGUCGGCAUGGCUGAGAGCGUCCAAGUUAAGGGCUCAUUCGAUGGUUGGACCAAAGGGGAGGAGAUGUCACCAGAAUAUAGUGGCAAUUGUGCCAGAUUUUCUGCUACUCUGAAACUAAGACCCGGGAGGUACGAGAUCAAGUUCUUGGUUGAUGGAGAGUGGCAACUCUCAACUGAACUCCCCACUGUGGGUGAGGGACUAAUGCAAAAUAACUUGCUGGUGGUAACCAGUUAGUUUACCUUUGGCUUUCCAUGAACGAUUGCUCUAGUAAAUGCAAUUGCAAUGUCAGAUUUGCGUACCAGCUCUUAUGAUAUAUGGUUGAACUGGUUUAUAGUUCUAAUGCCUUGUUGCCCUUGCUCAGUUUUAUGUUUCCUUGUAGCUUUGUUUAUUGCUCUUGCUCAUACUUUUCAUUGUAGCUUUGAUUUUUGUAGUAAAUGCUGCUAUAGUUAAUACAACUGUUUGUGUUGAA